AUGUUGACUGGAGCUUGCAAAGAGGCGCACCUCGUGGAACGAAAGAAGAAGGGCGAUGUGGGCAAGCCUUUGUACUGUUACCAUCUUCUCUCCUUCGCAACUCUCCGACCCCCCCGGUGCCGCCCGCGUUCUUCCACUGACACCAUGGGUAGCUUCGUGGACCAGCAGCAGCAGGCCGUCGCUCUGAAGCUGGGUCUGCCGCCGGUCAACGGCCUGUACGUGGAGCAAGGCAUGGCGACCGCGAACCAGACAGUUCUGUCCGGCACGGCGGCCGUCCGGGACGGCGCCGUCAAGGUGUCGUUCAAGAAGGCGUUCAACGCGCCGCCGGUGGUUAACGCUAACCUCAAGUUCAUUGACUUCGGGGUUACGACCAACGUGCGCGCGGACGUCUGGGUCACGGACGUCACGAAGACCGACUUCAUGUGCCACUUCCAGACCUGGUCAAACUCGUUGUGCUACGGCCUUCAGGCCAACUGGCUGGCCAUUGGGUCCAGCGACUAG
This is a messenger RNA of Klebsormidium nitens, 501 nucleotides long. The record is from the annotation of a GenBank genome assembly. Lineage: Eukaryota; Viridiplantae; Streptophyta; Klebsormidiophyceae; Klebsormidiales; Klebsormidiaceae.